Messenger RNA from Fraxinus pennsylvanica, 1959 nucleotides. NCBI's taxonomy places the organism in Eukaryota, Viridiplantae, Streptophyta, Magnoliopsida, Lamiales, Oleaceae. The record is from the annotation of a GenBank genome assembly.
AUGGUUGCCGGAAAGGUAAAAGUGGCAAUGGGAUUGCAAAGAUCACCGGCGAACUCAAAGCCAAAGCCGGAUUCAUCUCCUAAACCGCCGUUGUUAUCCGUAUCAGGUUCAGGAAAGCAGCAGCAACAACCACAGAAGGUAUCAAGCACCGGCUUGUCACGCUCCUUUGGCGUUUACUUUCCACGCUCAUCCUCCCAGGUCCAGCCUCGCCCACCGGAUGUAACAGAGCUUCUUCGCCUUGUGGAAGAGUUACGUGAACGAGAAUCCCUCUUGAAAACAGAACUCUUGGAGCAGAAGCUUCUCAGAGCUUCUGCCGCCAUUGUCCCAGUUCUUGAAAAUGAGAUUUCAAUUAAAGAUUCAGAAAUUGAACGCUCCAAGAAAAAGAUUCUAUGUUUAGAAGCAGAGAAUGAUACACUCAGACAAGAGGUUGAGGUUUUACACACAGAAUUAUCAAAACAAAAUCAGAAGUACGAGGAAAAAAUAAAGGCGAUGCAGGUCGAAUUAUCUGAUAUCAAGAAAUCCUUUGAAGAGAGACAACGAGAGGAAGAGACGUCAUCUUCAUCUUCUACUCCGAGACUUAACGAUGUAACCAACAAUUAUAAAUCUAGUACUGCAACGAAAACUUUUAGGAAAUGUGCGACCCAAAAUUUCAUUGUAGGGAAUUUUGAAAGUGGUUUUUCUGGUAAUGUAAGGUCUGAAAGUGAGGAAAAGAAAGAGGAUACAGUAGGGGUAGUGACAAUUGAAAAGCCACGACACGCUCGUUGUAAUUCUGAAGAAAUUGUUGGGACUUGUGAUGGGAUAAUGGGGAUAAGAUCCCGGGCUCCUCGCGUACCUAAGCCACCUCCUAAGCCAUCGGCAUCGUUUUCAUCAUCUUCAUCGUCUACAUUAUCAUCUUCUCUGUCUUCCCCUUCGUAUGGUUCUUUUUCGGAUUCUGCCGAGAGGGCAUUCGCUGAAAUUUCAAACAUUUCGCCUCCUCCUCCUCCGCAAGUAAAAGUGGCUGCUACACCUCCUCCGCCCCCGCCUCCGCCUAGGUCCAAGGGGGCACCACCACCUCCUCCGCCCCCUCCCCAGCCCAAAGGGCUGAAACCGGUGCCUGCAAAGGUUAGGAGGGUGCCUGAGGUGGUAGAGUUUUACCACUCAUUAAUGCGGAGGGAUUCAAAUUCAAGACGUGAAUCCGGCGGAGGCGGUGCCGAUGCUCUGGCAGCGGGAACUACAGCCAAAGAUAUGAUAGGGGAGAUUGAGAACCGUUCAGCACAUUUACUAGCGAUUAAGACUGAUGUGGAAACUCAGGGAGAUUUCAUUAGAUUCUUGAUUAAAGAAGUUGAAGGUGCUGCAUUCACAGACAUUGAGGAUGUUGUUCCUUUUGUUAAAUGGCUGGAUGAUGAGCUCUCCUACCUGGUUGAUGAAAGGGCAGUGUUGAAGCACUUCGAUUGGCCUGAGCAGAAGGCAGACACGUUAAGAGAAGCGGCAUUUGGAUAUUGCGACUUGAAGAAGCUGGAGUCUGAAGCCUCGUCCUUUCGUGAUGAUCCUAGACAGCCUUGUGGUGUUGCUCUCAAGAAGAUGCAGGCAUUGUUUGAGAAAUUGGAGCACGGAGUUUAUAAUUUGUCGAGGAUGAGAGAAUCAGCUGCGCAACGAUACAAAGCGUUUCAUAUUCCAAUGGAUUGGAUGCUAGACAAGGGAUGUCUAAGUCAGAUCAAGUUGGCAUCUGGGAAACUGGCAAUGAAGCACAUGAAGAGGGUCUCUGCAGAGCUCGAAAUGGUUGGAGGUGGUCCCGAAGAAGAAGACCUUAUCGUCCAAGGUGUUAAAUUUGCAUUUCGAGUACAUCAGUUUGCAGGCGGGUUCGAUGUGGAAACAAUGAGAGCAUUUCAGGAGCUGAGGGACAAAGCGAGAUCAUGCAAUGUACAAUGCCAAAAUCAGCAGCAACAGAAACUUAUUUGCAGGUCUUCUACAGCCUGCUAA